This is a messenger RNA of Hydractinia symbiolongicarpus, 1228 nucleotides long. RefSeq lists its product as uncharacterized. Bases 101 to 1126 code for a protein of 341 amino acids. The transcript has a single exon. The record is from RefSeq and is a predicted model, not a curated record. NCBI's taxonomy places the organism in Eukaryota, Metazoa, Cnidaria, Hydrozoa, Anthoathecata, Hydractiniidae. Gene Ontology annotation, cellular component: membrane.
CGUAACUCAUUUAUAGCAAUUCUUAUUGAAAAUAAAACAAAUCUUUUGGAAGAUAAUUCUAAAAUUUUGAUUUCUGAUUUUGAACAAAAAAUAUAUCAGCAUGGAUAAUAUUGGAGAUAUUCCCGACCCCUACGACAUACCAGCAGAUGACGACAAUGAAACAUUUGACGUGCCGUCGAAUCAUUACCAGCAAAAUCAAGAAACUUCAGCAACUUUUAAAAAAUACGGAACAGAAGGAGAAGUCAUUUACGACAUUUCAAAAAUUCGUUACGACGCGCCGCCAGAAGACACGAACGAAAGCGAAAAUCACGUUCGGAAAAAGAAUGAAAGUUCCGACGUUAUAGGUAACACGUACAACAAAUUAAACUCACAAAAACAUGACACCAGACAGCAAGAGGAAAAUGAAAAAUACGACAAAUUAGACAAAAAAAAUCACCAAGGACAAAUAAAUCAGUCGUACGACUAUCAGGAAAUUGACGUGCAGCAAUUACGAAAACACCGUCACGACGAAGAACGAAAAUAUCAAGAAAAACAAAAACACCUUCAAGAUGUCAACUUACACGCCGACGCUGAUGAACCGUCGCCGUACGAGUUACCAAAUUUUGAUGAAGCUAUAUCAAACGACGUUCAAGAGACGCGAAAAGAUCGCACAAACCGAGGAGACUUGCCGAAACUUUUUACCUUCAACGACAUGUACAUCCGUAAAAACUGGGAUGGUCGGCUAAAGGUACUAGAAUUUAUCGCGACCUUGUUAGCCGUGGCUUUUUUACCUUCAACCUAUUUUCACUACCAUACUCGAUUUAUCUUUCAUCGUUUUGUUACCGUCACUUGCCUGUUCUUCAUCGUACUUGAUUUAUUUUUGCAUUUGUUCUCCAUCUGGGAGCGAAUUCCAACUUGGAUCGUAGGCUCGCUGACUCUAAUGUUUGCGACCGUUCUUGCAGGAAUAUCAUUACUGGCUUCGAGUUGUUUGAUUAUUGUAAAAGCUGAAGAGACUAGUGACGAAUCAAGAACGCUGGCGUCAGCAUUUUUUGGUUUCGCAGGUAUGGUAGUUUUCGGAACAGAAAGUGUAUUGCAUUUCUUACGGUACCGAACGGAUUUCGAAUACACAAGCCAACCAGUAUAUUGACUUAACGACAAAUGGCAAAAUCAAACCAAUGUAAUUAGUUGAUACUAUAUUGUAUAUACUUUGUACAUCAUUACACAUGCGCGAAAUAAAAAUUAUAAUAAA